Kazachstania africana CBS 2517 is the source of this 3012-nucleotide messenger RNA. RefSeq names its product Bre4p (gene BRE4). The record is from RefSeq and is a predicted model, not a curated record. The transcript has a single exon. Bases 1 to 3012 code for a protein of 1003 amino acids. Lineage: Eukaryota; Fungi; Ascomycota; Saccharomycetes; Saccharomycetales; Saccharomycetaceae.
AUGAAUAGUGUAAAUGAUAUGAAGUCUGAGCUUUCAAGUAGCUCAUCGCAUCUCGAUUCGCCUCAGUGUCUGACAAAUAGAAAGACUAAGAAAUCUUUCACUGCUAUAGACCAUACAAAACUGAAUUCCAUAGCCAAUGAAAAGAAAUGGAACGAACUCAUAGACUACAAGUUUGAAGAGUUAAGAGAUGGUUUUUUCACUGGUCUGUUUGCUAAUCCUGAAUCUCCUAUGGACACCAAUCUUCCCCUGCCACCAAAGAGUGAGGAAUUAUCGAAAUCUUAUUUCAUUAAAAGUCACAGAAAAGUUUUCCUUCACCAAUUAACAAAAAAAUAUACUGAAAUAUUCAAAUACUUUCUAGCAUAUUUGAUUGCCUACAUCCUUUGCGUAAUUCAUCCCGUUGGGAAUUGGUUGGGGGAUGAAUAUCGCUAUUUCAUACCUUUAGCAGUUCUGUUGCAUCACCCAGCCAGGAACGUGGGUGUUCAAUUGGAAAUCACAUUGGAGUCGCUCAUAGGAGGUAUCUUUGGAGUCGGUUGGUCAAGCUUGGCAUGGUAUGUUUCUACUUCUCGUGGGCCUGCUAUUAGAUUUCAAGGUGCUCUUCUAUUUUUAAGCAUGAUGCUCGCAUUACUUAUUUCAACAUGGUUAAGGAAUUUCUAUAAGCGAUUACUGUACCCAUCAUUGACAUUCGGUAUCUCUAUCAUAUACUUUCACUCAGUUCAGAUUGUUAAAAAUAAAACUGACCUUAACUGGCGUUUGUACAGAGAAUUUUCACUGUCAUAUAUCGUAGGUAUGUUAAUAUCUCUUUCUGUCAAUAUUCUUAUUUUCCCACAAAGUGGCAACACAGAGCUAUUAAAUAAUUUUGACAAGGCUCUUUUCAAAAUAAAGGACUUCCUAAUGGGGAUUGUGGACAAAAGUUCAUGUAGUGAUAAAGAAGCUCUUGAUAUUUUGCGUAAAAGAAUGAUCAACUCUCUCAAUAUUAAUUUAACCGAAGCUAAUAGAGAUUUCUCUAACCAGUUUUCUCUUUCUAAAUUUGAUAAAGCAUCAUUAAGAUCUUUCAGAAACUCCUUAACAAUGAUUGGCAGCACAUUACGAAUUUUACCUUUGAACCAUAUACUUUUCAAUGCAAAAGAGUUGGAGCAGUUAUACCUCUCAAUUAAUUCCCAUAGUAGCUCCGCAGAAUCUGUUUCUGCUAAAAAGAGGCAUUCCUUUCAAAACCAUGAUGAUAAUCCUAUAGAAAUUUUGAAAACUCUCUUUUCUGGAGAAGUCUUUGCCCUAAUCCUAGAAAUAAUAGCAGUUUUAGAUCAAAUUUCUAAUAUUAUUAAAUUAACGAAGAACGGUAGUACAGUUAAUGGGGCUACGAGCGUCUUAGAUGAUAGAAUGCAAAAAUUGAAAAUCAAAUCUGCCAGAUUUGAUUCAGCUUACAAGAGAUUUACAAAGAAUAAACAAUUUUCAAAUAAUCUAUUAUACGAUGACACCUACGUGAACGUCUUUCUAUUUAUAAAAUAUGUGAGAACUGCAGCUUACCAAGUCGAAAAAAUUGCCAGCUCAUGUAAAAAGCUCACCAUUAAUACCCAUUGGAGAGUUGUACCGCCUCACUACCCGUUCAGAAGAGCUAUGAAUAGAUUGCCAAAGGAAUGUUCCAUAGAUGAUGGCUCCUUUGGCUUUUCUCGCUACUUGGAGACUAAGUUUGAUGUUGAAGAUAUUUUCCAAAAGGUUUACAAUGCAUAUACUUCUAAGCACACGUACGAAAGGGUCAAUGAAGUAAUCUCAUCAUCUCGUGCUAUUGAUCAUGAGGAUUUUAAUUUUCAUACAACUGAGAACCCCUUCAGAUUCAAAUUGUGGAAAUUGUCUACAGUCUUAACCGGUGCUGAAAUGCAAUGGUCUCUGAAACUUGUGUUUGUCCUUACUUUUACGUGUCUACCAGGUUGGCUUGACGAGUCCUACCAUUGGUAUGAAAAGUAUCACUGUUGGUGGACUCCAAUAAUCAUCUACAUUUUAGCCCAUAAUAAACCCCCUGGUCAAUUGACAGAUCUACUCUCCACCCUGUCUGUAGCUAUCUUUGCAAUGUUUUGGGGAUGGGCUGCUAACGAACCGUCUAAAUUCUCUAAUCCAUAUAUUCUGUGCGUUUUUGCUGGUAUUAUAGUACUUCCACUAGCAGCAAUCUUGUUGAUAUAUCAAAAAGCCAAGGCCUCUUUUGCAGCCAUGAUUUCAUUUACUGUUAUUUCAUUAGGAGCAUAUGCUAAAGGUGAAGUUACAAUAGUCAACAGUUGGUCUAAUUGUUGGCACACGUCCCUCGCACUGAUUAUAGGGAUCAUAACAUCUGCGGGCAUCAAUUGGUUUCCAUGGUCUUAUUCAGCAAGAGAGGAAAUGAAAUUGGCUGUUUCUACUUUAUUGUCACACCUCAGUCAAUCUUAUCAGACAGUGACUGAACGCUACUUAUAUCAUGACAUUGACGAUGAACCUACUGACAUCACGCUGACAUUUGCCCGCAUCAGAGAAGUUAGAUUGUCACAGAGCAUUCAUGAAGUAAAGCAGCUGUUAAAGAGGGCCAAGAGGGAGCCUGACUUUGUCUCCAACUUUGACCCAAGUAAAUACGCAAGGCUAUUGGACACUUGCUUUCUGCUAUUAGAUAAGAUCAUAGAGGCUAGAAUGGCUGGAUCUGCUUUUGAUGUUUGGAAGGAAGAAUCUGAUGAUGAAACAAUUAAGGCAUUAUUAUCUUACAGAAGGGACAGUGCAGCCUCUGUGAUAUUCGUACUUUACAUAUUGUUCAACAGUUUUAGAUCUGAGAACAGAAUUCCUAUGUAUUUACCUAGCACAAUUUUGGCUCGUAAGAGACUGUUCGCAUAUCUAUCUAAAAUUAAGAGAUCCCAAGAGUCAAGCGACGAUGAGCCAAAAACCCAUGAAGAGUUGCAUUGGGCUCAAGUUUACUCCAUAGCAUUUUCGAAGUCUUUUACAGAUGUUUCAGAUAUUACAGAAGAGUUAGUACAGAUCUCGAGGGGAAUUCUGGGAGAAUAG